AUAUAAAAGCAGAGUUAUUCAAAGAUUGACACAAAUUAUUGCAAUCUAAAAAAUCAGUCAGAGAAGAGAAAUGGCUCAGCUCGAACGCCCCCAGAGGCAAGUUGAUGCCUCUUUAAAAACUCCAACCAUUAAUACCACGGAACAGCUCCUCAGAGGAGAAGGUUCACACUCAGCUCCAAACUCAAAGUCUAAGCUGUCACCAACCUGCUCCCCCUCCUCCUCCGCCAUUUCCUCCUCGCCAUCCUCCCCUUUCUUCAGCAGGUUGAGGCACCGUGAUACAGAAGAAGACAAUAGCCAGAAUCAGAAAAAAUCAGUCCUCACCAAAGUGAAGGAGAAGGCCAAGAAACUACGCCACAGCCUCAGCAAGAAAAAACAAGAGGAUGGGAACGCUAAUAGCCCCACAUCAGGUGCUAUCUUAGAAGGUGAUGGUGCAGAAGAAGAUGCUGAAUACCGUGGAGCCCCAGUGUAUGAAUCAGAGAAGGCACCUGCAGGAUACAAGGAAAAUGGUACACUCCAUUCAAGAGCUACCUCUGCAGUCCCUGAGAAGCAUGUUAUGUCAAACUAUGACAAACAAAAUCGAGAAAAGUCACUAGGUCAUUCCCAGUCCAUGAGAACAACACAACCUAAAACAACAACUUCAAAGGCUGCUGCUGCUGCUACUACUACACUUCCGGAUCGAAACAAGACAACGGCAAAAAACGUAGCUGAGAAACUGAAACCAGCUCAUUUUGAAGGAUCAGAUGCAGCUAAGGCUUUAACAUCCAAACUUCAAGACCUUACUGUUUCCAAAUCUGCAGAACAUCACACUUCAUCUUCACUAACUGCUGCACCUCUAAUAACUCAUCACUUUUCUUCGUCAAUUGGUACUGCUGCUCCGCGUACCCCUCCUGCAAAGUUGCCCUCCCAAACUUCUUCAAUUUCAACUCGAACUUCAUCGCCUUCGGCAGCUGCAGCUGCACCACCUCCAUCCCCCUCGUCUGCUCCGCCAAUCGGAAAGAGCACCAGUCCCACCAGCUCGCAAUUAUGGGACAAGGGUGUUUCCAUGAAAGAGUAUUUUUUGAACAAGUUUGAGCCAGGGGAAGAUGACAAGGCUCUGUCUAAGGUGAUAUCUGAAGCAAUGAGUCCUAAGAGAACUCCUGGUGAUGCAGGUGUGAUGGAGAAGGUUAGAGAAGCUGUUACUUCUUUGCUCCGAAAUGAGCAACCAAACAAGUAUGUAGACGCAAACACGACAAUUACCAGUUCAUCUCAAACCCCAGCAUCUUCCACUGCAACUCGAGCUUCAUCUCAACUUCCAGUAUCUUCCAAUGCUCAAGAAGUGGCUCAGGAAGAAAACCAUGGCAGAAUUCUUCAGGCAAAUUGAAAGUCUCCAUGAUGUGUUUUCUGCAAUUUGUACUAUUGUGUAUGUAUUCAUCUUUUGUUCAACCCUUUUUUGUAUGUACCUGAGAAUUAGGCUGGAAGAUAAUUUCCCUUGUAUUUGUAAAAUUCCAUUUGUAUGUAAUAAAGGGUGUUCUGGGUG
This is a messenger RNA of Lotus japonicus, 1516 nucleotides long. RefSeq lists its product as uncharacterized. Gene Ontology annotation, biological process: response to abscisic acid. Bases 71 to 1360 code for a protein of 429 amino acids. The record is from RefSeq and is a predicted model, not a curated record. The transcript has 4 exons. Lineage: Eukaryota; Viridiplantae; Streptophyta; Magnoliopsida; Fabales; Fabaceae.